Messenger RNA from Aphanomyces invadans, 1093 nucleotides. Its product is annotated as phosphoribosylformimino-5-aminoimidazole carboxamide ribotide isomerase, variant. The record is from RefSeq and is a predicted model, not a curated record. Bases 29 to 715 code for a protein of 228 amino acids. The transcript is spliced from 6 exons. Gene Ontology annotation, biological process: L-tryptophan biosynthetic process; L-histidine biosynthetic process. NCBI's taxonomy places the organism in Eukaryota, Oomycota, Saprolegniomycetes, Saprolegniales, Verrucalvaceae. Gene Ontology annotation, molecular function: 1-(5-phosphoribosyl)-5-[(5-phosphoribosylamino)methylideneamino]imidazole-4-carboxamide isomerase activity. Gene Ontology annotation, cellular component: cytoplasm.
CGGCGGCAUUCCGCAGUCUGCCGCCGCCAUGAAGUUCCGCCCGUGCAUUGAUAUUCACGCGGGAGUGGUCAAGCAAAUCGUGGGUUCGACGCUAUCUGACGACAAGGAUGCUGCUGGUCCCGUGACGAACUUUGUCUCGAAGUUGCGCUCGGCCGACUAUGCAGCGAUGUACAAGCGCGAUGGAUUGACGGGGGGGCAUAUCAUCAUGCUUGGAGCGAGCGAAGCGAAUGAAAAGGCGGCUGUUGAGGCGUUGGAAGCGUUUCCCAACGGCAUGCAGAUUGGAGGAGGAAUCACGACCGCGAAUUGCCGCUACUAUCUCGACCGCGGGGCUAGCCACGUGAUCGUGACGUCCUAUGUGUUCCGCGACGGAGCCAUUGACAUGGGUCGACUCCACGAACUUCGUGACGCCGCGGGGAAGGACCGAUUGGUACUCGACCUAAGCUGCCGAAAGAAGGACGACGGGUUGUACUACAUCAUGACAGAUCGAUGGCAAGUGUUCUCGCACGUCACACUCUCAGCGUCGCUGCUGUCCGAGCUCGCGGACUAUUGCGACGAAUUUCUCGUGCAUGCGGUCGACGUCGAAGGAAAGCGAUGUGGAAUCCAGGAAGACUUGGUCACGAACCUCGCGCUAUGGUCGCCGAUUCCUGUCACGUACGCCGGUGGUGCGUCAACUCUUGUACGUGGACGAUUCAGUCGAGCUGAAUGUGAUACCUGACGUCGAUGGACGGUUGAUCGUGUGGAAUGGAACGGGUAGGAUGACAUGAGUCUGGUCGAGCGCAUUGGGCAGGGCAAAGUGGAUCUGUCCAUUGGGAGCGCUCUCGAUAUUUUUGGCGGAUCGCUGUCGUACGAUGCCCUCGUUGCGUACACCCAGACGCCGUCGAGCACGACCCACGCGUGAAGGACCACAAGUCAAGGAUGUGAUCGGACAAGCCUAUUGCGAUCCAGCUGAGCAUUGCUAGUACCAACAGUGCUUUGAACCAUGGCUCAUCUUGCUCCUCUGCAACGAAAUAAUGAUCGUCAUACAUUGGUGAAGCAGAUAUCGCGGCACUCAAGCAAUGAGCGCGUUCAGGUGCGCGAUGCUCUGCCAUGCAUC